CGAUGUUGUGUGAAGGGUUGUCUCAGAGAACUAGAACACCUGAUGAAGGCAGGAAGGGCAAGUCCCAUUAGGAGAAAGUGUGAAAACUUUGAGAAGGACUGAAAGUAACCUCCAACCCAGAACACGAGCAAUCACACAGAAACCUCCCCGGCUCUAGUAAGCCUCCUAAGAGUCUGUCUGGCGAGGCCGUACCUCACACCCAUAUUGGUUGUCUCAGGGCAGUAAGGGCAUUGAUCUGAGGGGUGUGGCCUCACAUCGACACACUGAGAGGGUGUCAGAAAUCGGAGUGCGGACACAGCUGUGAUUUAUGGGUUUUCCAAUCUCAAUCAAAAGAGAAUCUGCACAAUGCGAUCCUCCUAUCAGCCCUAAUAAACCCCACGUGGAGUGCCCGGAUGUGGGUGUGGCCUAUAGUAACUUCCGCUUUGGGCUUUGAAAAUCUGAAUGUGGGGAGGCCUCCACGGACGUGUUUGGAGAGAGGUCGGAAGAUUGAAGGAGCUCUAGACGGUGUCGGACACCAAGACCUUGUUGGAUUUCAAGGCAGCUGUCGUCCCACUUAAAGGUGAAGCGUUUCAGGGUGGUGAGUGCCUUGGUGUGAAGGCUGAACUUCUGCUCAUCAGAGGAGGCGCAGGCUCUCCCAGUUAAUUAUGAUUCCUUCUAAGCAGAAGACUCAAGAGUACACUCCCCUCCGCGCUCAAGGAGAGGAAGUGGAUCCACUUGAUCCUGAUGUUCCUGUAGUUGAGGAAGUGCUUGCUAUAGCUACCUCAUCCCCUGCUUCAAGCCUGAGCAUCAUGGAAGAAUGGCCUGAAGCUGGAACACCUGUCCUCUCUCAGAGUCUAUUAAAUCUUACCCAGAGUCUUUCUCAAAGUCUUUUGGAAACUGCUUUUAUUGAUUCCAGUCUAACAGGCCAGUCCAGUGAAGGUUCUAGUGGCCAAGAAGGUGAUAUAGGUGCCUCAUCUGCCUUCAGGGAUCCCGAAAUCUCCCUUAUUAAUAUACUAGAGAAGAGAGUGGGUGAAUUGGUGAAUUUUCUUAUCGCCAAGUAUAAAUCAAAGGAGCCUGUCACAAAGGAAGAAAUGCUGCAAAGUGUCCUUAAAGAGCAAAAGGACUACUUCUCUGCAAUCUUCAAGAAUACCUGUGAAUGUAUGGAGGUUGUUUUUGGUAUUGAAGUUAAGGAAGUGGAUCCCACUAGCCACUCCUACAUGCUUAUCGAAAUGGUAGAUCUCACCUAUUACAGGAAGAUAAGUGACCAGGGUAUGCCCAAAACUGGCCUUCUAGUAUUUAUCCUGGGUAUAAUCUUCUUGGAGGGAAACUGUGCAUCAGAAGAGAAGAUAUGGGAGAUGAUUAAUAUGCUUGAUGUGCAUGGGAAGAAGGAAUUCAUGUCUGGGGAAUGCAGGAAGCUCAUAACCAGAGAGUUAGUGCAGGAGCAAUACCUGGAGUACCAGCAGGUGCCAAAUAGUAAUCCGCCAUUGUAUGAGUUAGUUUGGGGCCCCAAAUCGUAUGCUGAGACUAGUAAGAUAAAAGUCUUAGAGUUCUUUUCGAAAGUCAGUGGGAAUCGCCCCACUUCUUUCUCAUCCUUGUAUAGGGAAGCUUUUAGAGAAGAAAGAGAAAGAUCAAGAUCUGCAGGUGAUGCUACUACUGUAGACAGUGAAAAUUCAAAGUCCAGAUGCUUUUCCUGUCCUGAGUAAAGUCCCAUAAAGAUACCUAACUGCUCAAAGAAAAAUCAAAAGGUUUAAGUAGUAAAGAGAUUGAGAGAAACAUUUUCUUUUUGGUAUUUUCACAUUUUGUUUAGUAGUUUUAUUAGCUUCAGAAUUUAGGUCUACUAAUUACAUUGGUCACACAUUUAUUGCUUAUUAGGUUUAAUGAGUUUUGAUAUUUUGAAAAACUGAGAAACUUUGUUUUGUGAUCUGCAACAGUAUACCAUGGUGUUGGAAUAAAAAUUUUCUUAAAAAUGUGAAAAAUCAUUAAAUGUAGGAAAAUGUAAAAGAUGAUUCAUCUUAAGAUUUCUAUAUCCAUUUUGUCUGAUCAUUGUGCACAAUUAAAGAUAUCUUUGGUUGGUUUAAGAAUA
This is a messenger RNA of Ictidomys tridecemlineatus (thirteen-lined ground squirrel), 2062 nucleotides long. RefSeq names its product putative MAGE domain-containing protein MAGEA13P. Gene Ontology annotation, cellular component: nucleus. Gene Ontology annotation, biological process: negative regulation of transcription by RNA polymerase II. The record is from RefSeq and is a predicted model, not a curated record. Lineage: Eukaryota; Metazoa; Chordata; Mammalia; Rodentia; Sciuridae.